UUCUUCCCAUAUAUCUUCCAAACCCUAGCCCCUCUCUUCCAAACAAACCUCAACAACAAUGGUGUGUAUACGCAAAGCAACAAUGGAUGACCUGCUUGCGAUGCAAGCCUGCAACCUCUUCUGCCUCCCUGAAAACUACCAGAUGAAAUACUACUUCUACCACAUCCUCUCCUGGCCGCAGCUCCUCUACGUUGCGGAGGAUUACGGUGGCAAGAUCGUCGGUUAUGUCCUCGCUAAGAUGGAAGAAGAAACCACCGAGUGUCACGGCCACAUCACCUCCCUCGCCGUUCUCCGUACUCACCGGAAGUUAGGGCUUGCUACCAAACUCAUGGUCGCUGCACAGAACGCCAUGGAACAGGUGUUUGGGGCAGAAUAUGUUUCGCUUCACGUGAGGAAGAGUAACAGGGCUGCAUUUAACUUGUACACCGAGACGCUAGGUUAUAAGAUCCAUGACAUGGAGGCUAAGUAUUAUGCAGACGGAGAAGAUGCAUAUGAUAUGCGGAAAGAAUUGAAGGGAAAGCCACAGCACCAGCACCAGCACCAGCACCAACACCACCAUCAUCACCACCAUGGUGGUGGUUGCUGCUCUGGUGAGGCGAAAGCUGAAUGAUUGAGGAUAUUGAUGUGUUUCAUUUGGCGCAAGUAACCUCAAGCCGAAUGAAGGAAUAACUCAAAUCUAAGACGAAAAGAGAUGGUUCAAGUGCUUCGCCAUUGAUGGAUCUCUUCUUACGAAUGUUUACUAGUGAAUGGUUAAACAUCACAAGUGAGAGUUUAGAUUUUCGCUUGCCUUGCUUAUAAACGUGCAUCCAUUAAAAGUGAACACAUAUCUUCUUUUCAUA
This is a messenger RNA of Helianthus annuus (common sunflower), 839 nucleotides long. Its product is annotated as N-terminal acetyltransferase A complex catalytic subunit NAA10. Lineage: Eukaryota; Viridiplantae; Streptophyta; Magnoliopsida; Asterales; Asteraceae. The record is from RefSeq and is a predicted model, not a curated record. The transcript has 3 exons. Gene Ontology annotation, cellular component: NatA complex. The coding region runs from base 59 to 610 and encodes 183 amino acids. Gene Ontology annotation, molecular function: protein-N-terminal-glutamate acetyltransferase activity; protein N-terminal-serine acetyltransferase activity. Gene Ontology annotation, biological process: N-terminal peptidyl-glutamic acid acetylation.